UAAGUAUAUAAAUGUUAAUUAUUAUCACGUGACACAUGUAAACACUUGAUGAGGAUAGACUAAAUAUUUACUAAGGUCAAAUAAGUCAAGAUGGAUUCUUUGAUGAAUGUAAUUUUUAUUGCCAGUGUAAUUCAUUUAAAUUUUGUUUUUGGAAUACCACCACCUCCACCCAACCUUGUUCCUGAGGCUUGUAAUCUAACAGUUUGGCAUGGGCAUUCAGAUGUGACAUCACAACGAAUUGUCGUUUUGGAAGGCGAUACCAUUAAUUUGGUUUGCGAUGCCAGAUGUACAAAUGAUCAUUAUACACCAGUUCUGAAAUGGAUCAAUCCAAACUACAGGCUUGUGUGGGAUAUUCCUGGCAGAUUGUUCACAGCACCUAUGAACAGUCAUCGUUUACAGACACUCUAUAUACAGGAUAUAUCAGUAGAAGACACUGGGGUGUAUAAAUGUCAAGGUUGGAUUGGUCACUGGACAGAAACAUUUGUCCAAAUUGCUAUGGAUGAAAUAGACGUAACUGAAUAAGAUACGAAGAUGUUGGAUGUCAACAAAGAAAAACAAUCUUAUAUGUGCAAUGUUUUUAUUUCAUACAUGACACUAAAAUAAGUAUUCAGACUUUUAUGUGACGAUAAGACAAGUUUUUAAAAUGUUUUGUUCAAUGUGUAGAAUGUGAAUUAAUUAUUGUAUAUAUGUUAAUUAAUUAUGUGUCCAUUCCUAAAUUAUGAUUUUUGUGUUAACUGUUUACAAAUUUUUAAUUGUUCGAAACACUAAACAUGAUUAAGUCAGUAAUAGUUCAAAGUUUCCUUGCUUAUAAUAGAUUGGUUCAUAGUGUGUAAAAUUUUGCAGAGUAGAGCUAGCAAUUAACUUGCAAAUUUGGCACAUUGUAUAUAUAACAUAUAGGUCAUUGUUUGGCCUAUAAUGAUAAGUAUUGUAACUGAAACCAUUAAGUGAGCAGUAAAUGGGUCGAGAACAGGAAGCAAAACUUAACAACAUUCUCAACAAACUAGUUUUAUGAUAUUUUACUACUGUCACUAUGCUUUCGUUAUGAUCAUCAUAUGCUGUUUUCUUAUGAUUAUUGAUAAUCAGCUUAUACUCAUGUGAUAACUUUUGUGUACAUACAUGUAUAUGCUCAAAUAGAUGUAAAUAGUUAUCAAAGGUA
Molecule: messenger RNA, 1156 nt
Organism: Mytilus trossulus (common blue mussel)
Lineage: Eukaryota; Metazoa; Mollusca; Bivalvia; Mytilida; Mytilidae
Exons: 4
Coding region: 91-522 (143 amino acids)
Source: RefSeq, a predicted model, not a curated record